Messenger RNA from Scleropages formosus (Asian bonytongue), 5338 nucleotides. RefSeq names its product ATPase 13A3 (gene atp13a3). Lineage: Eukaryota; Metazoa; Chordata; Actinopteri; Osteoglossiformes; Osteoglossidae. Gene Ontology annotation, cellular component: late endosome membrane. Gene Ontology annotation, biological process: intracellular calcium ion homeostasis; polyamine transmembrane transport. The transcript is spliced from 34 exons. The coding region runs from base 324 to 4082 and encodes 1252 amino acids. Gene Ontology annotation, molecular function: ATP hydrolysis activity; P-type ion transporter activity; polyamine transmembrane transporter activity. The record is from RefSeq and is a predicted model, not a curated record.
CGAGCUAGUUCCAGGCAGUAGCGCUUGCCGCCGCCGCUGCCUCCUCCUCCGUUUCGCAUCGUGGGCAGCUGUCAGCGUGAACGGAGCGCAGCUCUCCUCGCUCCUGCCGCACAGCUCUUUUCACACACUGCUGCUGUUUGGGGGCGUUUUCGUCGAACUAUGACCCUCAGGUGAUACUUAACAUACCAGGUGGUUCUGGGAGUCCAGGUUGGUGCAGAGAGAGACAGCGCUAUUGCAGACCGGAGUGGACAGCCUUGGGCCUUGUGCCCUGUGUUUGAACUGCCGCUGUUGAGAAGAGGCUUGUGUUGGGGUAUUGGUGCAGGAUGGAGAAGGAGGAGCUGAAGAUCGUGAACAAAGGCCUGGAAGAUGAGAUGGAGAUCUCGGGGUACAGGCUGUGCCGAUGGAAGUUGGCACUGGUGGGCAUCGGCGUCCUCUGCACAGGGGGCUUCCUGCUGCUCCUCCUCUACUGGCUUCCUGAGUGGUGUGUAAAGGGCACGUGCACACGGACCUCCGUCCGCGACGCCCAGGUGGUGCUGCUCCAAUCCACCGACGAGUUUAAGAGGUGGUUCCUCGCCAAGGUGCGUGUGAUACUGGCCCCGGGGAGGAACCCCUUCGACAACCUGGAUUCCCAGACCACCUUGACUGUGGCCAACGGUCAUGGUCCCUCAGGAGGCCUCAUCAGGAAAGCCCAGGACUUGCAGAUCCGCUAUUUCACACUCCACAGCACAAAAUACUUUUGGAAUGAUACAAUCCAGAAUUUUGAAGUAUUCAUUGGCUUGGAGGACCAGAAGGUGACCUGCUCCGCCGUCCAUUCUGAGCACAGUGCUGGGCUCACCAAGACCCAGCAGGAUUACAGGAAGCUGUUUUUCGGAGUCAAUGAAAUUGCAGUGAAAGUGCCUUCUGUUUUCAAGCUGCUAAUUAAAGAGGUCCUGAACCCAUUCUACAUCUUCCAGCUCUUUAGUGUUAUUCUUUGGAGUGCUGAUGAGUACUACUACUAUGCCGUGGCCAUUGUUUUCAUGUCGCUCAUAUCGAUAGCUACCUCGUUGUACACCAUCAAAAAGCAAUAUAUAAUGCUCCAUGACAUGGUGGCAGCACAUAGCAUUGUUCGAGUGUCUGUCUGCAGAGCUAAUAAUGAAAUCGAGGAGACCAUGUCCACGGACCUAGUCCCUGGUGAUGUCAUGAUAAUUCCCACGAAUGGGAUCAUCAUGCCCUGCGAUGCUGUGCUUAUCAGUGGUACCUGCAUCGUGAACGAGAGCAUGCUCACAGGUGAGAGUGUCCCCGUCACCAAAACCAACCUACCCGACCCUGGACACAGUGUGAAGAGGGAAGCGGGCGACAGCACUUACAGCACGGAGGAGCACAAGAGGCACACGCUGUUCUGCGGAACCAGUGUCAUCCAAACGCGCUUCUACUCGGGAGAACAGGUCAAGGCAGUGGUGGUCAGGACAGGCUUCAGUACCGCCAAGGGUCAGCUGGUGCGCUCCAUCCUCUACCCCAAGCCCACCGAUUUCAAAUUGUACCGUGACGCCUACCUCUUCCUGCUGUGCCUGGUGGGUGUGGCAGGGAUCGGCUUUGUGUACUCCAUCGUCCUGAGCAUCAUAAACCACGUGCCGGCUAAAACUAUCAUCAUCGAGUCACUGGACAUCAUCACUAUCACGGUGCCCCCUGCUCUUCCUGCUGCCAUGACGGCAGGUAUCGUCUACGCCCAGCGUCGCCUCAAGCGCAUCGGCAUCUUCUGCAUCAGCCCCCAGAGGAUCAACAUCUGUGGACAGAUCAACCUGGUGUGCUUUGAUAAGACGGGCACUCUUACUGAAGAUGGGCUGGACCUUUGGGGGAUCCAUCGAGCAGAGAAGGGCAGUUUCUACCUGUCGGAAGAGAAGGUCUGUAAGGAGCCGCUUGUAAAAUCACAGUUUGUAGCGUGCAUGGCCACCUGUCACUCGCUCACCAAAAUCGAGGGCGAGCUGUCCGGAGACCCUCUGGAUCUCAAGAUGUUCGAGGCCACCGGAUGGAUUCUGGAGGAAGCGACUGAGGAAGAGACGUCCCUCCAUGAUCACAUCAUGCCCACCGUAGUGCGGCCACCCAAGCAGCUGCUUCCUAAGUCAGAGGAGGUGUCCAAGGAGCCGGACAUGGAGCUCUAUGACCUGUCGUCAUCGUAUGAGAUUGGCAUCGUUCGCCAGUUUCCGUUUUCCUCGGCGCUGCAGAGGAUGACAGUAGUGGCCAGGCUGCUGGGAGAGAAACGCAUGGAUGCCUACCUUAAAGGGGCCCCAGAGGUGGUGACCAGCCUCUGCAGAAAGGAAACAGUCCCAGAUGACUUCUCAGAAGUGUUGGAGAAUUACACGAAGCAGGGCUUCCGGGUAAUUGCCUUGGCCCACCGGCGUCUCGAAUCCAAGCUCACCUGGCACAAAGUGCAGAACAUAAACAGGGAUGUCAUUGAGACAAACAUGGAAUUCUUGGGGCUGAUCGUCAUGCAGAAUAAGUUGAAGGCCGAGACCCCAGGGGUCCUGGAGGACCUGCGGCGAGCCAAUAUUCGCACCGUGAUGGUCACAGGUGAUAACAUGCUGACGGCCAUAUCGGUGGCGCGAGACUGCGGCAUGAUUCUCCCCGAGGAGCGGGUCAUCAUCGCCGACGCGUUCCCUCCCAGGGAUGGCCAGGCUGCCACCAUCAACUGGCGUUAUGCCGACAAUCCAGUAAAACAUCCCGGAAAGGGUGUCCACCUAGAGGAAGUGGGAAUCACUCUUGAGGACGUGGACCACGGUGAGGAGCCCCGGGUUCAACAGCAAUAUCACUUUGCCAUGAAUGGCAAAUCCUUUGCUGUCAUCACAGAGCACUUCCAGGACCUGCUCCAGAAGCUCGUCCUUCAUGGCACUGUGUUUGCCCGGAUGGCUCCAGAACAGAAGACGGAACUGGUCGAAGCACUACAGAGUGUAGAUUAUUUUGUGGGAAUGUGUGGUGACGGCGCGAACGAUUGUGGUGCCCUGAAAAGAGCCCAUAGUGGCAUCUCCCUGUCAGAGCUGGAAGCGUCUGUGGCUUCCCCUUUCACCUCAAAGACCCCAAACAUCUCCUGUGUGCCCAGCCUUAUCAGGGAGGGCCGAGCCGCACUCGUCACCUCUUUUUGCGUGUUCAAGUUCAUGGCGCUAUACAGCAUUAUCCAGUACAUCAGUGUAACUCUGCUGUACUCUAUUCUCAGCAACCUGGGUGACUUCCAGUUCCUGUUCAUUGACAUUGCAAUCAUUCUGGUUAUCGUCUUCACAAUGAGUCUGAACCCAGCGUGGAAGGAGUUGGUGGCACAACGCCCCCCAUCAGGCCUCAUCUCAGGGCCCCUGCUCUUCUCUGUGCUCACCCAGAUCCUCAUCUGCCUGGCCUUCCAGACCUUUUCUUUCCUCUGGGUGAAACGCCAGAGCUGGUACGACACUUGGACACCUAUCUUGGAUGCCUGCAGUAUGUCCAGUUCCCACAAUGUUAGCUUCUCUGAGGUCUACAAUGAAACUGAAGACGAUGACCACAACAUCAGAAAUUAUGAGAACACUACACUUUUUUUCAUCUCAUCCUUCCAGUAUCUCAUUGUUGCCAUCGUGUUCUCCAAAGGAAAGCCUUUCCGACAACCAACUUAUUCAAACUGGCCAUUUAUGAUAUCAGCGUUUAUCCUCUACUUCUUCCUGCUUUUUAUCAUGUUUUAUCGAGUGCCUGAAAUUGAUGAAUUCCUAGAGAUUGUGUGUGUCCCAUUCCACUGGCGCAUGAUGAUGCUCUUUAUCAUGUUAGCUAAUGCAGCCGUGUCAGCCCUGGUGGAGACUCUCGUCCUUGACAUCGUCUUAUGGAAGCUUGUGUUCAGCCGAGACAAGCAGGGCAGCUAUGGCGUGACCGCUGCUGCACAGACACCUCAGUCAGGUGUCGAUCUCCGGGGAUCCAGAUGCCUGUCGUGGCUCUGCUGCCGAAGGAACAAGACCCCCAAAGCACGCUACAUGCAUCUGGCCCAGGAGCUGCGGGUCGACCCCGACUGGCCUCCCAAACCCACAACCACGACUGAAGCAAAGACCCCCCCAAGCCCCAAGAACAGCUCCUCCCACAGCCUGUCUUCCUCCUAGCGUUACGAGGUGAAGGAAAUGUCAACCGCUUCCACAGAAGAUGCUUUCACAGGAUCACGGCGAAAAGGCUGGACGGUGCUGUGCUACUAGUCAGGCAAACAGUUUUUCUCGCUCCAGGUGGCUCUGGACUUCAAACGAUCGCUGCUCCAAUUCCUCACACUGUAAGGUCACAUAUGUGACGGAUCCACAGGCUGGUGACUGUCAUUCCUCACUUUUCUGUGACCUCUUUUGACUUGACUGCUGCAGCCCAACUGACGUCAGGUAGGGGACAACAGAGACAGUACGGACGCGCUUUCCAUUGUGUAGUAGCUGCUGUCACUCGGUCCUGCCGUUCUUUUCGAACCGCUUGGAAAUCACUGAGGAUGGCUGGGUAGAGGAACAUCAGGGAGAAUUCCUCCCCUAAAAAAAUACCUGCUGAGUUACAGCACACACGUGUUCAAAGUGCCCCCACGGCAGUGCUAAAACACCACACCAUCAAAAAUGUAUGUAUUGUAAGAAACAAUUUUGAGGUUGUGUGUUGUAGAUCGGCGCGUUCCUCCUUGCAUUGAUGGGAGCAUAUUCCAAAAUGGACAAAAUAAAAUCACAACCUAAUGAUGCAACAAGUUAUGCCAAACUGGCAUGUGGCUCACAUGUUCUUUGCAGCUUUUAGAUGUUAUGAUUUUUCUGUUUUUAAAUAUUUCUUCCUGUGGAAGAACACUUCUGAUGUAUGAUUAUCACGAAUGGCCAGGCACUGUAAACCCCACUCUCUUUCCGUGUUGACUCUAAGUGGGGACCUCCUUGCUGCAGUCGACCCAAUAGACCCAGGUGCGAGUGGUCCUGCGGCAAAUAGGUGCCACGGCCACAGGUACCGCCCAGCUUCUGGUUGCUACGCUAGCUUAGGGCUGCUUGGGGCCAGUGCUUUGGCAGCGUGUGCUUAUCAUUCGCUGGCCAGUCCAAGGGCUAUUUAUGGCAGGAUUCCAUGCAUAUUUUUACAUAUGCACGGCUCACAUAGACUGUGUUUUGUUUGCUUGCUCUCUUUAAUCACCUCGAGUGCGUGUGUGUGCACUUUGUAGUGGGAUCUAUGUGAGAUUGACUAGAAUGUUGAUGCCAGUCAUCCGUUUUCUUUAUUUCAAGCGCCGUAAAAAUUAGUAUGUCUUAAUGGAAAACUUAUGAGUUGUCAUGAGUUGCAUUCUCACUUAUGCACCACGUACAGUUUAUACAGUACAUAAAAUACAUGCACCCUGUGUCCAUAUAUAUAUAUUAUAUAUACAGAUGCU